This is a messenger RNA of Haliotis rufescens (red abalone), 3122 nucleotides long. Its product is annotated as peflin-like. Gene Ontology annotation, molecular function: calcium ion binding. The transcript has 5 exons. Gene Ontology annotation, biological process: COPII vesicle coat assembly. Lineage: Eukaryota; Metazoa; Mollusca; Gastropoda; Lepetellida; Haliotidae. The record is from RefSeq and is a predicted model, not a curated record. Bases 166 to 888 code for a protein of 240 amino acids.
AUACGGAAGCAAUGUUUACAUAAGUCGCACGUAUACACAGUAAUAUUGUGUGACCGCGCCCGUUAUCUAUGAACAAGAAUUCGUUAUUGUGAAAUACGAUUUGUAUUUACCCCACAUAUUCAUUAUUCGUUUCAAGAACCCUGUACAUCUUUUCACACAACCGAGAUGGCGUAUCCUUACGGACAGGGCCCCCCAGGGGGAUACGGUGCCCCACAAUAUCAGCAACAGCAGCCGCCACAACAGCAACGACCUGGCGGGUACCAAGCCCCAGGGCAGCCAGGAUAUGGGGGUGGGGCUCAGCCUCCAGGAGGCUAUGGAGCCCCAGGACAGCCCGCAUACGGGGGUGGUGCACCUGCAGGUUUUGGUGCUCCCCCCGGCAUGGACCCCCAGGUGCACCAGUGGUUCUUGUCAGUUGACCGAGAUAGGUCAGGCAAGAUCACCGCACUGGAACUGCAGCAAGCCCUCAUGAAUGGCAACUGGAGCCAGUUCAACCCAGAAACAUGUCGGCUCAUGAUAAGCAUGUUCGACCGUGAUAUGAGCGGAACCAUUGACAUGAAUGAAUUCAGUGCCUUGUGGAACUACAUCCAGCAGUGGAGAUCGGUCUUUGAAAGAUUUGAUGGUAAUCGCUCAGGAGCUAUUGAAGCCCAGGAACUUCACAGUGCAUUCAGUCAGAUGGGGUAUAAUUUGACUAUGAACUUCGUCAACAUGAUCGUCUACAGAUUUGAUAUUCAGGCACGAAGGCAGCUGACCCUUGAUAACUUCAUCCAAGCUUGUGUGAUGCUGAAGUCACUGACCGACGCCUUCAAGCAGCGAGACACAGCCAUGAGUGGAACCAUUAACCUUAGUUAUGAAGACUUCAUGUCCUUGGCUGUCUUGAAUAAACCCUAGUUACUAAAACAAUCUUUUAAGCUUAGAGUCAAUCAUGCCAAAGAUAAAAUACAGUUGGUAGUUUUGUGGACAAAGACAAACAACAGUCAGUGUAAUUCGGUAAGAUAAUUGCUUUUUUGAUUGCCUUAAGCUCUGACAUUUCAGUAGGCCGGAGUGUACAUGAAGUAACCAUUUAGUCUCUUGCUAAUGCAAGUACUACUCCCAUCAAUCCAUUAAUCCUUUGCUCCUGAUGCAGGAGUUGCUUCAAAUCAAAUUAAACCAUUUUUUUACUGGAUGUUACAGUUGCUUGAAAGGCUGCUUAAAUUAGUUGUGCAAAAACAAAACCCACCAGGGAAAGCCCUCUCAGUUCCUACAAUGAGGAGAAAAUAACUCACUCUCGGGAUGCUGAGCUCAUACAAUGAUCUGACCUGUCAAUCUGUUGACAGGAUGACACACAAAUCUCAUUAGUUGAGGCGUAAUCGGAUGGCAAUGUAUCUUGCCAUGCAAACACCCAACCUCGUUGGCCACUUGACAAGGACAUAAGGUGUAACCAGUGCGACACUCACCAUUACGGGUAGAAAUAUCCAACAAGGGAUACGUCUUUGGUUUCAAAUCCUUCCUGCCAUUUUGUCUUUGGUGAUGGCGCACAUCUUUAUAGAAAAUUACUGUAGAAUGUUUGCAAUCUUUGUUUUCAGUCCUGUGCAACACGCACAAAUUAGUCCUGCACUUUCUAUUCAAGAUUCAGGUGAUUGAUUUCAGAACUAUUACUAAUUAUGACCUACCGAGGGCAGUUGUGUAGCCUAGUGGUUAAAGUGUUCGCUCGUCACGCCGAAGACCCAGGAUCGAAUCCCGACAUGGGUACAAUGUGUGAAGCCCAUUUCUGGUGUCCCCAAUCAUGAUAUUGCUGGAAUACUCACUCACUCAAGACAUUCUAGGAAACCCAUUCAGUUCAAAUAACUAUGGCUACUAUGCUUGUCGUAAGAGGCGACUAACUGGAUCGGGUGGUCAGGCUUGCUGACUUAGUUGAUGCAUGUCAUUAAUCCCAGUUGUGUGGAUCUAUGCACAUGUUGUCCAUCACUGGAUUGUCUGGUCCAGACUCGAUUACUUACAGACCGCCGUCAUAUAGCUUGAAUAUUGCUGAGUGCGGCGUUAAACAACAAACAAAGAAACAAAAUCAAACAACUAUGAGGCUGCCCACACACGGUUAUCAAAAUGCAGUCACAGAAACCUUUCUUUUCAUGUGGUCAGUGUUAGGACUGUUGAAACCCUGGUGUCCUCUCUUGCAAAGCUGCCACCUUGAAUAUUAAAAUAUUGCUCUUCACUGGGGCUGAUGUGUAUAUAAACUGUGAUUGUAUUCAUCAGCGUUAAUAUUUAUGUCACCCCCGUUUCUGAUAGUGGUAAAAUUAAAUACCUUUCUCAUCAAACAGUGUUUUUUAACUUUGAUUGAAACUUUGUAUGGAUUAAGAUAUAUUGCCAUGUAUGGGUAGGGCUUGGAGGGUUUCAAACUUAUUACAGGGCAACAAGGCUGGGGCAGAUUGACAGUCUUGGUACUUCAAACAACACUAUUCUAACUCAGAAUUUACGAUUUCUAUCCAUCGAACAGUUAAUGUCCCAUAAUAACAUAAAGCAAGUUCUGUUUCACACAGCGCACUAGGUACUUCAACAUUUAGAUGUGGACAUAGCAGCUCUUUUAGCUUACGCAUGUAUGCUUCUGUUGCCUCUGAGGUGUUGGCUGUCUUGACAUGAUUGACAUUAUCGCUCAACUCUUGUUUAAUAUGGAGUAUAUACAUUUGUUAAUUUCUUUAUAUUUUAGUCACUUCAAUAACUACAAUAAAUGUCUUUGAUCAAUAAAAUAAUUUUCAAUACUGCUCUUAAUAUAUACAUGGAUCAUCUAUUUUAUGAAUAUUGUUUGAUACAUGUUUGUUCAGCCAGUGUAAUGUAUGUGUGUAAUAUGUUCACUCUGUACUAGAUACGUUAGAACGACAAUAUUAACUUUAGGAGUAUACAAAAUUGUCUUUCAUUUACAUAUGUAUACAUCCCAGUAUAUUUCUAUCAGUAAAUGUAAUUUAUUUGAUAUGCUUUUUCAGUGACGUUACAACUGUUGUCAUGAACAGCUGUUUGGUUGGAAUCAGUAUUGAAACAUGGACCAGGAAAUCUUUUUUAAACAGACAUGUUCACUGAAGUUUAUUGUCACAAUAUCUUCUUUGUUUUCCAUUUGUAAUUGCUAAUUGAAUAAACACAUUUGUUACUUCUAA